CACAACAUAUCAUUCCUCUUUUACCUCGCACCGCCUAUUCCAGACUACCUUCAGCCCAUCUUUUGUAUUUAUUUUUCUUGUUAACACAUCAUGACCAUGCAACAGCCGGACAGACAGCGGGAGUCAGUCCCUUUCACCGACAUCACUGGCCUUUGUGCCAAGUCGCUCACCCGCACGUCAACUGCUAGCGAAUACUCUCACGUUAUGAACUUUGUCAACUCGAAUCCACACCGCGUCAACGAACUCCCUGAAACAGUGUUUGGCACGCUUCUUCUCGAGUGCUACGUCGAGUGUGACCGCGAAAAGUGCUUGUGCAACAAAAAUCAUACCCGAGACUGGAUGUGGAACUUGGGGUUCCUCAUUAAGCACAACAAGCUACACCUGGUCACAGAGUUCAGAGUGGUCGUUUUCAACGAGUGCAAGUCGCCGAUGCACAUUGACAAGGUAAUGGAGGAUAUGACAGGCAAGCUACUGUCAUCUCUACCAAAUGUGCGUUCCAUUCUGUUUCUUGGGCACGGCGUAUUCAAAGCUGGAAUUGCAGAGGAUGUGGAGCCUCGCCAAGAACUUAAGGCGGCAGAGACAGCUGCUAAAUCCAUCCGAAAGCUGUUCCCAUGUGUCACUGACUUGAGGUACCAUUUGUUCAAGAAUUGGGGUCCGACACCUAACAUCACGAAGGAGCUUUCGAGAAUAUGUCCUCUGUAUGAAUAUACUCUCAAAGAGUAUGCACACCAACUGGAACAUCUACAGGUGCUUAUUCCCUUCCCUAUGAAUGUGACUAAGCUCCUCGACAACCUCACAUCAUUGUCAAUCAAUAUUAUCUACGUCCGUCAGCGCCGUGACUUGCCAGUGAUUCCGAUUCAGUGCCUGCGCAUCCUCGAGAUGUUCCAGAUCGAGGCUGUCAUCCCUUGGCACCUCUUCGAGAUCACCGAUGGCGCGCUGAACUUUGACAGCCUCCAGGAUCUACGGCUAGAGUUCAUUCAGGCUGCUGCGCAAACUGUCGAUUUUCCAGGCUGCAGUUACCCUGUGUAUUUCCCUAAAUUGAGUGCUCUUAACAUCACUGGCUCUGCCUACGUCUACACCGACAUCUACGCCUAUUUCCAAGGCAGGUUAUUCGAGAGUCUGACUAUCAUGGACGAUCCGACGAACUUUGAAAACAUCAAUGAGCACGCUUUCGAGUCGGUGAAGAUACUCAAGAUCGGCCACCCAACUAGGACCCCGUUUGUCGAUGUGUACUCUGUCGACAUGGUUGAGCGCCUUUAUCAACUACCAUCCAGCGUUGAGGAAGCCAUCUUAGGGCUGCUCGACUAUCCGCUGCCCGAGCUGAUUGCAUGGGUUAACCUGCGCUCGCUCAAACUAUCAGCCAGCAUCACGGACAAGCACGGGCUUGCCAAUCUUCUGGGACAGCUACCACUUUUGCACACACUCAUUGUAGACUGCUUCUCUAUGAACCAGAAAGAUGCGGAUACCACCAGGUUCCCGGACCAGAAGAUCACAUUUGACGAGAUCGGCGAGGUCCUGGAUCCAAGCAGCCAGUUGCCUGUCAGCGAGAGCCUCGAGCGACUGGAUCUCUUUGUUCGCGGCACAUUCGACCUGGUCGGUUUCUGCGAGCUGGUGCUGCGCCUUCCUCGAGUCACCAAGGUCAGGACCAACCACCACAUGAUCCCGCACGUCAUGGCCAUGCUCCACCAGGUCUUCAAAGUCAACCGUAAUAUUGUCUUUGAGCCCUUUUCCUAAUUUUCUGUAUAUCUUCGGUUGGUUACUAAUCUGCAGGCAUUCUUCGAAGAGCGAACGAGGCGCUAUAUGGUGGCUAUGCUCGUGAAAACAGCAACCCACGAUUGUUUUAAGAGCCAGCUGGACGGUUGUUUGGACCGUCGACAGUUGGAAGUGGCCAUCACGCCAAAGCCACUUCAUCCCAAGGAACCAGCGAGGCUGAAAAUUGAUACGCCCCAGAAUUUC
Linderina pennispora is the source of this 1956-nucleotide messenger RNA. RefSeq lists its product as uncharacterized. Bases 91 to 1734 code for a protein of 547 amino acids. The record is from RefSeq and is a predicted model, not a curated record. The transcript has a single exon. NCBI's taxonomy places the organism in Eukaryota, Fungi, Kickxellomycota, Kickxellomycetes, Kickxellales, Kickxellaceae.